Auxenochlorella protothecoides is the source of this 3207-nucleotide messenger RNA. RefSeq names its product Clathrin heavy chain 1. The transcript has 5 exons. Bases 1 to 3207 code for a protein of 1068 amino acids. Gene Ontology annotation, molecular function: structural molecule activity; clathrin light chain binding. Gene Ontology annotation, biological process: receptor-mediated endocytosis; intracellular protein transport. Gene Ontology annotation, cellular component: plasmodesma; clathrin complex; clathrin coat of trans-Golgi network vesicle. The record is from RefSeq and is a predicted model, not a curated record. NCBI's taxonomy places the organism in Eukaryota, Viridiplantae, Chlorophyta, Trebouxiophyceae, Chlorellales, Chlorellaceae.
AUGGCGACAGGGGCUGCCCCGAUCAACCUCCAAAACCUGGGCAUCCAAAAUGCCAACAUCACCUUCACCAACGUCACGCUGGAGUCGGAGAAGUACAUUUGCGUGCGGGAGACCUCCCCCACUAAUCAGCUGGUGAUCAUCGACCUGAGCAACCCCAGCUCGCCCCAGCGCCGCCCCAUCACCGCCGACUCGGCGCUGAUGAACCCCGGCUCCCAGAUCAUCGCUUUGAAGGCCGCGGUGCCCGGCGUGACGGGGGACAACCUGCAGAUCUUCGACCUGGCGGCCAAGGCCAAGCUGAAGAGCGUGCAGUUCCCGCAGUCGGUUGUGUUCUGGAAGUGGGUGAGCCCGGGCCGCCUGGGCCUGGUCACCGCCACCUCGGUCUACCACUGGGACCUGGAGGGGGACGCGCCGCCUGCCAAGGUCUUCGAUCGCGCGGCCAACCUGGAGGGCACCCAGAUCAUCACCUACCGCGUGGACGCGGCGGGGAGGUGGUGCGUGCUGGUGGGCAUCGCGCCGGGCGCGCCCGACCGCCCCGCCCUGGUCAAGGGCUUCAUGCAGCUGUACAGCGUGGACCAGGCACGGAGCCAGGCGCUGGAGGCCCACGCCGCGGCCUUCGCCAGCCUGGCCCUGCCCGGCCGCGCCGACCCGGUGCCGGUCAUCGCCUUUGCCCAGAAGACGGCGGCGGCGGGGGGGGCGGUGACCUCCAAGCUCCACGUCAUCGAGCUGGGCCUGCCCGGGAAGACCAGCCUCAAGCGCAGCGCGGAGCUCUUCUUCCCCCCGGAGUUCGCCGACGACUUCCCCGUGUCCAUGCAGAUCGGGGACAAGUACGGCCUGGUCUACGUCGUCACCAAGCUCGGCCUGCUCUUCGUCUACGACCUGGAGACGGCCACCGCCAUCUUCCGCACCCGCAUCUCGGCCGACCCCUUCUUCAUCGCUGCGCCCGCGCCCUCCACCGGCGGCUUCGUCGCCAUCAACCGCCGCGGGCAGGUGCUGGCGGGCGGCCCCGCGCCGGACGCCAUCAUCCCCUUCAUCGCGGGGCAGCUGCAGAAUGUGGAGCUGGCGCUGGCCCUGGCCCAGCGCGGCAACCUGCCUGGCGCGGAGGGCCUGGUGGUGCAGUCCUUCCAGCGGCAGUACGCAGCGGGGCAGUACCGCGAGGCUGCCGAGACCGCGGCGCGGUCGCCGCAGGGGUCGCUGCGCACGCGCGAGACGGUGGAGGCCUUCAAGCGCGUGCCCGCCGUCCCAGGGCAGACCUCCCCCCUCCUGGUCUACUUUGGAACGGUGCUGGCGCGCGAGGCGCUGAACGCGUACGAGAGCGUGGAGCUGGGACGCCUGGUGCUGGCCCAGGGCAAGAAGCCGCUGCUGGACGGCUGGUGGCGCGACGGCAAGCUGUCCGCGAGCGAGGAGCUGGGCGACCUCUUCCGCGGCGCGGGCGACUGGGACGCGGCGCUGGCCGUGUACCGCGCCGCGGGGGCGCAGGGCAAGGUGGUGGAGGCCCUGGCGGCCAAGGGCGACUUUGAGGAGCUGGGGCGCUAUGCGGCCACCACCGGCUCCCAGCCUGACUACCUCUUCCUGCUGCAGAGCCUGCUCCGCGACUCGCCGGAGGCGGCGGUGGGCCUGGCCAAGGCCGUGGCGCGUCAGCCCGGCCCGCCCCUGGACCUCAACACCAUGGCGGACCUGUUCCUGCAGCGCAACGCCGUCAAGGAGGCCACCGCCUUCCUGCUGGACGCGCUGGCCGACGACGCGCCCGCCCACGCCGCGCUGCAGACCAAGCUGCUGGAGAUCAACCUGGUGACGGCGCCGGCGGUGGCCGACGCCAUCCUGGGCGCGGGCGGGCUCACGCGCUACGACCGCCCCCGCGUCGCGCAGCUGUGCGAGAAGGCGGGCCUGUACGCGCGCGCGCUGGCGCACUACACCGACCUGGCCGACAUCAAGCGCGUGCUGGGCAACGCGCGCGCCAUCGACCCCGCCGCGCUCGUGGAAUACUUUGGCACGCUGUCCGCGGAGUGGGCGCUGGACUGCCUGCGCGUGCUGCUGGAGGCCGACCCGGCGGCCAACCUGGAGCUGGUGGUGCGCGUCGCGCGCGAGUACAGCGAGCAGCUCACCGUGGCGCGCAUCGUGGCGCUGUUCGAGGCCGCCGGGUCCUGGGACGGCCUCUACUUCUUCCUGGGCGGCGUGCUGGCGGGGAGCGAGGACCCGGAGGUGCACUACAAGUACAUCGAGGCCGCGGCGCGCACGGGCCAGGUGAAGGAGGUGGAGCGCGUGACGCGGGAGAGCUCCUGCUACCCCCCCGACCGCGUCAAGACCUUCCUCAUGGAGGCCAACCUGCCCGACGCGCGGCCCCUCAUCAACGUCUGCGACCGCCACGGCUUCGUCCCCGACCUCACGCUGUACCUCUACAAGAAGUCCAUGCUGCGCUACAUCGAGGGGUACGUGCAGAAGGUGUCCCCCGCCAAGACCCCCGCCGUGGUCGGCGCCCUGCUGGACGCCGAGGCCGACGAGGCCUUCAUCACCAACCUGGUCCUCUCCGUGCGCUCGCUGGUGCCCGUGGCCGAGCUGGUGGAGGCGGUGGAGUCGCGCAACCGGCUGAAGAUGCUCAACCCGCUGCUGGAGCAGCUGGUCAGCGAGGGGUCGCGCGACCCUGGCGUGCACGACGCCCUGGGCAAGAUCAUCGUGGACGCCAACACCAACCCGGAGCACUUCCUGACCACCAACCCCUACUACGACUCGCUGGUGGUGGGGCGCUUCGCCGAGCGCCGCGACCCGGGCCUGGCCUGCGUGGCGUACAAGCGCGGGCAGUGCGACGAGGCGCUGGUGGCCUGCACCAACAAGCACGCCAUGUUCAAGCUGCAGGCGCGGUACGUGGUGGAGCGCGCCGACGCCGGCCUCUGGGAGAGCGUGCUGGGGCCGGAGAACGCCAGCCGGCGCCAGCUCAUCGACCAGGUGGUGUCCACCGCGCUGCCGGAGUGCAAGAACCCGGAACAGGUGUCGGUGGCGGUCAAGGCCUUCAUGGGCGCCGACCUGCAGGCCCCCCUCAUCGAGCUGCUGGAGAAGAUCGUGCUGAACAACUCGUCCUUCAGCAACAACCACAACCUGCAGAACCUGCUCAUCAUCACCGCCAUCAAGGCCGACAAGGCGCGGGUGAAGGACUACAUCCACCGCCUGGACAACUUUGACGGCCCCGCAGUGGGCGAGAUCGCUGUGGGCUAG